Messenger RNA from Microbotryum saponariae, 1530 nucleotides. The record is from the annotation of a GenBank genome assembly. NCBI's taxonomy places the organism in Eukaryota, Fungi, Basidiomycota, Microbotryomycetes, Microbotryales, Microbotryaceae.
AUGUCGCGGCUGCUCGAGUCGGCCUCGGUGCAAGGCCCCGCAGGGCUCGAGAAGGCGUUCCAACCCGUGGCCAACGCGCUCGGCGUGCCCAAAUGGGCCGGGCUGGUCCACCUCAGCAUCUUGUCGUGCGCGGCGUCCUUCUUGCUGCAGCGCAUUUCUCACGUGCUCGGCCCACACCUGUUCCCCAACACUUAUCCCAAGAUCAAGAGGAAGCAGGAUGAUUGGGAUCUCCAUGUUGUGAGUGUCAAGCUGCCUCGUCUUGAUACUGCAUCCCAUUGCUGUUCUCUUUCAGUAUUCAAAAUAUACAACCUUUUACGUGUGAUGCAUUCGGUCACAUUUCUGGCUUCUGGUUCGCGCGCAUUCGGAUCCGGCUCCGUGACCGCCAAACACACCCCGACUUCUACCUUCGCGAACGCUGACAUACUGGCGCCGAAUGCAUUCACAGGUCGGAUGGGUCUUUGCUCUCAUCGCCACCCCCUUUGCGUUCGACCUGAUCCGCCACCCUUCGGCUGCGAUCGUGCUCGACCGCGCCUACGGCUUUGGAAUUGCCGAGGCGAGGCUCAACGCGUUCGCGACCGGAUACUUUAUCUGGGUGAGCUAUCUCCUAGGCAUUACAUAUUGGAGACACAUUGCUGAUGUUAUUCUCGUCUACUCGGACUAGGAUGCGAUCGUUUCAGCCCAGCACAUCAGCACUCAAGGGCUCGGUAAAUUGAUCUCGGACCCAAAUGACUCGUUCCUACUACCUACAGUCUACCUGCUCACCUCCAUUGCUCCUCUCUCGCACAGGCUUCUUCCUGCACGGUUUCGGGUGCAUGCUCGCAUUCCUUUUCACCCUGAAACCCUUCUUGCUCUUCUGCGGUCCCAAUUUCUUGAUCUGGGAACUCUCGACCAUGUGAGAAAAGUCGAAUCCAUUUCGGGUCAUCACCCCCACCAAUGAUCUUCGUACUUAAUUAUUCCGUUCUUCCCCGAUUCUCAGCUUCCUCAAUGCCCAUUGGUACCUCGACAAAUUCGGUCUGACCGGCUCGACGCUCCAACUCGUCAACGGCAUUUUCCUUGUGUAAGAACCCGCGCGCCUGCAAACUUUUCACCCUUCCUGACAAGCGACUGACUCCAAGUUUUCUUCCCUCUACUUCCCAGUGGCGCAUACGUCGGAGCCCGCUUGAUUUGGGGGACCUACAAUUCGUACCAACUCUGGAUGCUCUUCUUCGGACCCAAAGCCGAUCCCCGAGCAGGGAACGUUCGUUAUCGUAAGUCCUUCCCCAACCCCACCCACAUCACGAUCCACUACAUCACCCCCAUUAAUUUAAUUCCUCCUCCUACCCUCCGACGUGAUUAGUCUACUGCGGUCUCAACCUCCUCAUGAACAGCCUCAACUUCUUCUGGUUCCGAGCUAUGGUCCUCGCGCUCAAGAAGAGGUUCGUCAAGGCCGAGCCGGGCGCAAGGCAUGAGAGGAUCGAGAUCAAUGGCAAAUUGUCGUCGGGGUCGACGACGGCGACGGCGGAGAAGAAAAGAGGGACGAAGAGGGAAUGA